AAAUAUGUGGACCUUCUAAUUGUCCAAUAAGAUUAACUCCUUAAUGAUGAAGGAGUUACCUCUCUUUUCCUAUAAAUAUGUAGUACACCUCCUUGUUAAUGUUACACAAAAACCUCAUAAGCACGAAUUUCUGCUCGUAUACAUCUACAAAAAUCAUCCGAAAGUUAACAUGUCGAACUUGGUCAACCUCAAAAUCGCUGCUCUAGAUGCUUCUGGAAAAAAUUACAUGACUUGGGCAUUAGAUGCCAAAAUGCAUCUGAAGGCAAAAGAGAUUGUAACAACAAUCGAUAAAAAGCAAAAGACAUCGGAAGCAGAUAAGGCAAAAGCGAUAAUAUUUCUGCGACAUCAUCUUGACGACGUAUUAAAAGAUGAGUAUCGAACAAAAGAGGAUCCCGCAGAUUUAUGGGAAUCACUCAAAGAUCGUUUUGAUCAUCAAAAAUAUGUGAUCCAUCCAAAAGCCAAACAUGAUUGGUUGAAUUUGAGAUUCCAAGAUUUUAAGUCUGUGCGAGAAUAUAAUUCUGCAAUGUUUGAAAUCAUCUCCAGAUUGGAAUUAUGUGAAGAAAAGGUGUCGGAACAUGAUAAGUUGGAGAAAACAUUAUCAACAUUUCAUGCUGAUAAUGUUGUUUUGCAACAACAAUAUCGGGCAAAAGAGUUCACAAAAUAUAAAGAUUUGAUCCAAGUCCUACUUGUUGCAGAGCAAAAUAAUCAGCUUCUAAUGAAAAAUCAUCAAGCUCGCCCAACUGGUUCUGCUCCAUUUCCUGAGACAAAUGCAACAUUUUCAAACUAUAACCGUUGGCAAGGUCGCGGACGUGGACGUGGACGUAGUCGUGGCCGAGGCCGUGGUCGAGGACGUGGACGUGGACGUGGGAGAAACCACAGUUAUCAGCCACAACCUUUUCAUAAUGGAGAUAUAAAGAAAAGGGAGUAUCAUAGAAGUGAAAAUUAUGAUGCGAACAAAAGGCACAAAGAAAAUAUUUGUUAUCGAUGUGGUAUGAACGGUCAUUGGUCACAGACCUGCCGCACACCAAAACAUCUUGUUGAGUUAUACCAACAAUCACGGAAAGACAAAGGGAAAAGUGUCCAGAUAAACUUUGUAUCUGAUGACCUUGGUGAUUUCAUUGAUAAUGAAGCGGAUGGGACACAUCUGGAUAUCGCAGAUUUUCUUGAUCAGUCCGAGGAGAAAAUGACCAAUGAGUAAAAGUUGAUAUGAAGUCUGUUAUAAGUUCUGAAUGUUGCAUGUUAUCUUUCUUUUAAAAUAUGUUUUCAUGUAAAAUGUUGUUGUAUGUUUUUCUAGAUUUCUAUUGUACUCUGAAGUUAAGUUCUUGUGUUAUGUACUAUUUUUAUCUUAUCUUUAUUUUCA
Molecule: messenger RNA, 1360 nt
Organism: Tarenaya hassleriana
Lineage: Eukaryota; Viridiplantae; Streptophyta; Magnoliopsida; Brassicales; Cleomaceae
Exons: 3
Coding region: 44-1198 (384 amino acids)
Molecular function (GO): nucleic acid binding; zinc ion binding
Source: RefSeq, a predicted model, not a curated record